GUUCUCCAACUUCCUCAACUUCUGUAAUCAUUCACCUAAAGCACGUCGGCGAAAUUUAUUUCACAAUCCAUGCCCUCUCUGUUGAUCUCUUUCUCUGGUUUCUUCUGCCAACACUGCAAACUACGAUUCUAUCGAUUUUCUCUUCGGUUGCCUUCAAAUUCCAUCCUGAUACCUUUUCUUUGAGAGGGUGGCCCUCAAUUCCUCCAAAUUCACCUCACUGUUCGAAGCGAAAGUCUCCUCGAUGCCGCCUUAAUUAAAUUCCUUCAAGAGCUUCCUUGGUUCCUUCAACAAUCAGAUCACAAAUUUUAUAUCUACAAACUUUUUGAUUCAGCAUACUGACCUUUUGUUGAAAGUGAACCUCUUGAGUACCUGUAGAAUCUGCCGCGGCUUCUUUGUUGGCAAUAGUCUUUCGCACCUGCCAAUUUGGCAUUAUUAGGACGCUGAUACCAGACAUCCAUCGACAAAGAUGCCUCCAGGUCGCGGGCUGAAAGAGACCUCGCAAGGCUCAGCACUUGAGAAGAGCGUUGAAAAGUUGUGUCAGGAACUCGACAGAACUGUCAAUGCAAAGGACAGGGAAGGAAUCGCCGAAGACACUCUAAUAUCAAUCGGUGAUGCUCUACGCACGGCGAAGGCAACGGAAACAAUAACUGAGCCAGCCGUAACAAGUCUUCUUUCAAUAUUGGAGAAUGAUCGCGGCGAGUUGUGUUGUACUUUUGAUAUAAAAGUGUUUUCUGCCAUUCUUGAAUUUGCACUUAGGAGCGAAGAGUGUCGAGGAAGUGAGCGUAUUCUCGUCUUGCUUGCCAAGGAACUUCAUACGCAAUUAGCACCUCAGGAAACUGAGAGCUCCCAUGGUAUUUUGGUCGAGAUCGCAAAACAAGUGAACGUUGCUCGCCUUAUUGAAUACUUUAUCGAUCAUUCGAAGCCAGAUGGAAUGAGAAGAUGGGUUGGUAUCAUCAUGCAACAGCUUUUGAGAGGCCCAGAGGCAGUUUCUGAGCAGUUUCAGCAUACACCCGAGGACGUCAGACGCAGCAUUGGUCCCAUGAUUAUCAGUGAAGAUAAUGAAAUCCUUAGGUUGAUUUGUGGACGGGUUUUUGCGUUACUACUAAACUCUGAUAUUCUGCCGGAAGAACUCUGCCCUGCAAGGACUAACCAAAGGGAAUACGAGGAUUUUCCAGUUGAUUUGCAGAACACAAAUGAGUGGAAAUCGCUAUUCCAGCAGUGGGUAGACCGGAAAUGGCCCGAUAAUGAAAGCCAAACACCACCGCAUAUGCUUUAUUAUAGUCUUAGUGUUGUGGCUAUACCCCCAUUUCGAUUGGGAACAUUGGGUGAGAGCAUAGAACUGGUUUUAGAAGACGGCUAUAUUCUCCUGCUGAAAAGUUCGACGGAACAAGAAUUGGAUCAGAUACUACAAGUGCCAUGUAGUUCUAUCUCCCGAGUUUCUCUCAUUGACAACUCUAUCAUAAUCAACGAGAGAGAAGUUUACGACAUUGUUUUUGACAUCAAGAAUGGCCAAGAGCGUUCCUCUUAUCUAAAUUCCCGACCUAUCACUCUUCAGCAACUACGUUUGACCACAGAUUCGAACAGGAACGAACUGAUGAUUGAUCUUCGCGAUGAAUGUCUGGAAGCAGAAUUCCAACCGGAGAGGGUUCAAGUGUCUCAAGCUGAAGAUGAUAUACUAGUUCAAGGAAAGGGAAGUUCGCCAGAUGCCGAGAGUUACGAGCAACCUUCUGAAGACGAGGGUCAACCAAUAAGAAGUGAUCCAAUAACGUUCGAAUCCGAGGACGAAGCGCUAGACACCUUGCUCGCCCUCGAACGUCAAAUUCAAGCCAAAAAUUCUCGACAUCAAUCAUAUGAUAACAUAUCUUUGAAUGAGACCGAUGAAUUGGAACAGCCCCAACAAAAGUUGAGCAAAAAUUAUGCAGCCAAUAAAGUCAAUUUACCUGAGCGUGGUGAUGUUGCAAGCUUCAGUGAUUCACCUACGAUGCCUGCCCGUCAAAAGCAUAUCCCAUCUUUCGACGAGGCUUCAGAAUUAAAUGACAAAAUUCUUGAAAUAAGUGGUCGGACACUUCUUUCGAGGCAGGAAGGCAAAUCUUGCUCUCAAGCCUCUCAAAAUCUACCUAUCACGGAAACUCCAUCCCAAAAGAUUGCAAUCAAUGUCGCCCUUACUGUCAAGACUAAAGACAAAGCGUCUGUCAGUCUAAGAAACGGAAGAGAGGCACUCAUACCAGAAGCACCAACAAACCAAAGUGCUAAUCUGAAAGCUAGCAAACUGCCAAAGAAGUAUUCUGUUAAACCCAAGACACCAAUCGUGGGCGUGAAAAGCGUUAAAGUGGAUAACCCUCUACCAAAUGUACCAGAGACGGCAAUUGCGUCUUCCGAAAAUAAUAAGAGAUCCGAUGAAGGAUCUUCACAAGUCCAGACAAAUAUCUAUGACUUACCAGGGAUCAAGGAAGACGGUGGAAGAGAAUUCAAGACGGGAAGUCAAGGCUACCAGGGGACAAGAAAAAAAGCUGGUAGUUCUAAACAAAAAGGCAAACAGAAUACCAAAGGCAAGGGGAAGAACGUGAAGACCUUUCAAAAACCCAAGCCUACCCUGACAGCAGUCGAAGAGCCUAUAUUCAUCAAGAGGGGUAGCCAAAGGGCGGCUGCAAGUCAAGCCAAGCUUAGCAUGAGCAAAAUCAAUGACGACUUGGAGGACAUUGAAGAUGAUUUCUCUGAUGGUCGAGAUAGUGGACCAGCGCAGCCCAAUGUCUCGCGAAAGCGUAAGACGGCCGAGCAAUCAUCCGAGCUAGUCGAGCCAGUUUUAUCGGAGAUCAAGCUCGCUUCAUUGCCAGAGUCGGCUACAGAUGAAAACAAGGAAGCAUCGAUUCUUCAGCAGCAAGACGCUCAGGUUUCAAGUCUACUUGAUGUCAAUCUCCCUCCUGGUGACCCAUUCGCGCUUGAUGACUUAUACACUGCGAGUCCGCCUUCCCGAAAGACGGCCGCAGUAAAUUUCGCCAGCCAAUUGGAUGAUCUCUUAAGUGAUGACACUAAGGGCGAUAAACAGACAACUCAGAUCAAAAGUUCGAACAAGGGUCACUUCAAGAAAAAUCUGUCUCCAAUCACACCACCGGAAAAGUCAAGAGAUCUCGUGCAUAGUACAUCAGAUAAUGAACCGAGCGUCCUCAACAAGGGCUUACCAAAAGGCGUGGUCGAGAAUGCUGAAUAUUGUAAUAGUCACAAAAACCAAGAAGUAGAUCCAGAGGAACUACAGUCAGAGGAUAGAAACCCAAGCCAGCCAGCUCAACGUGUUGAAGAAGUGAUACCCGUCAUUCCAUGUGAGACGGAAGCCAAGAAAAGUCAAAUGAUCAAAAAGACAGAUGAUCUUGAAGAAGUGUUAGGCACUAAGCCUCCCACCAGAGCAGACGAGAAGGAGGUUAAGAAGAUGGACGAGCAGGCGCUCAUCGCAAAUAUAAUCGAUCCAGUACUUUCAGUUCCCAGCCAUCCUUCACACAGAUUUUCGAUUGACUCCAAGCAGGAAGUGAUUCACGAACCAGUUGCUACAAAGGCAUCAGCUUCUACUGACCAUCAAUCAAAAGGCCUGCUAACCCUACAACUGCCGGAUGUAGCUUCGAUCGAGGAAAAAAAGCGAAAGGUUGCAACAGAGAUUACUAUACCACCCAAACGCCGUAGACAAAUUGCGACAAGUAACUCAGGAAGCCCCUCAAUCUCACCAUCUGGCCCUCGCGCGCAAGGAAAUGCGUCUCCCGAAAGCUUAGCUAGCAAGAAGAUAAUGCUACUUGACGAUCGAAGUAUUCGCAAACCAAAUUUCAUACACUUUAAUGCCAAAGGUGCACAAAAUCAGGGUUCUUCUGGCACGUCCAUACCUGUUCCAAAACGCGACUCUGAGCUACACAUCAAAACAUCAAAUAGUGCAAAAUUCAAGUCACAGGACAUGAUAAAAAGUAAAAGAAGACACGAUUAUGGUCAUGGCUCGAAUGAAGAAAGUAUAUUUGUCUCUCAAAGUCCACCCAGAAAGCGUCAGAGUGUUAGUCCGCCGGAUGAAGCUUCACUAAAAGAUACGUCCGUCUUAGUAAAUGAUACAACUAGGCCUAUAAUUCCCACAGCUCUUAAAUCAAUCUCACAAGGAUCCCGAGUGGAUGCGUUCGGUAGUCCACAAGCACAACACAAUGUACCUUCUAUCGGUCAUGCUCUCCGAGUCGAGCAAAGAGAUUUAGCACUAGAAUUCGGCAAGGCAGGGUCACCAACUAUGAACUCUCACCAGGAUUUAGCUACAAUCAAAGUUCUAUCUCCUGAACUUGACGCCAAGGACACUGCAGAGAUUUUUGGUCCGCGUGUUAAAGUAGUAAGUAUCCCGAAAGUACGUCCUGCUCCGCCAGGAGAGUCUUCUGUUCGAUACGUCCCGCACACAAAAACCCAGAACGGAUCUUAUAAAGACAUUUCAACCAUGGAAGAUAUUCAAGAGGUAAAAGUUCUGCCGGAUCCGUUUAUUGAUGCCGCCCAUCACAAAUCGAGUGGGUUUACAGAACGAUUACGGACACGUGAGGCCGAUGGAGGCUCGAAUGUUCGUUUCAGCAAUCCCGAAAAAACUCUAGUGGAUGUUAAAGAGCAAAUCUUUAGUAGAGAGUCAUCUUCACCGAGUGAAUUUUCGAGUAGUUCAUCUUUCCGAUCAGGCAUUUCGAACACUUUAAGACAAGGAUUAUCUCCCCAUAGUCGAUGGUUGGAGGGUGUUAGACCACAUUACAAGGGAUAUGCAGAUGCUGUUCAUAAAAUUGCCGAUGAGAUGGUGAUUAGAUUGACUAAUGAAGAGGAUGCAUCAGAGCUGGUCGUUCGUCAAUACAAGGGGAACGCUGCGAGAAUGCUCGAGGAUUUGAGUAGCAAGCGAGAUGUGGAGAAGCUUAGUAUACGUCAACAAAUCGAAAACAAGAAGACAGAAUUGAUUCGAAUGUAUGCUGAAGCUGGGAAAGUCGUGAAGCAAAUCGAAAAGGAUAUAAAAAUUUCUCCCGUGGGUGAUGUUGAUGGAAAGUGGCAGGAGAGACAAGAGUUCAUACAAAGAGAAUUGAAGGGAGGGAAACGCACAUUGGAUUCAUAACUCAGUGGACCAUUGCUUGAUUGGCUUUCUCAUUCUGUAUUUGAGAACGAUGGGGAGUGGUGCGUAGAUUUCAAAUUAGGCUUUCGGUAGCUUUUCA
Molecule: messenger RNA, 5189 nt
Organism: Botrytis cinerea B05.10
Lineage: Eukaryota; Fungi; Ascomycota; Leotiomycetes; Helotiales; Sclerotiniaceae
Exons: 8
Coding region: 467-5092 (1541 amino acids)
Source: RefSeq, a predicted model, not a curated record